AUGCAGCUCCGGGCUCGGGCUGCAGAGGCGGAGGGCUGGAUCACAGCCCUUGGGCUCGAGACUGACCCUGUUCCUCACAUCGAUGAACCUCAGUAUCUGGUCUACACCAGCGGCAGCCCUUCUGAUCACCUCUAUAAUCUUGGGCCCUCAGGUCUGCGCCCAAGCUCACAGAUGUCGAGCCUCACCCCAGAACCAAGUGAAGGACAUUUAGCAGGAGGGGAACCAGAUGAGGAGCAUAAUGACGAGGGGCUGAAUGAUGGUGAGGGGCGGACAGACAACAGGAGCAUCGACCUGCAGCUCCAGGUGCCAGAAAAUCACCGCUAUGAUAGCUCUUCUGCAGAGGUUCCUGUAUCUGAAGAUCAGCCUGUCGAUGAUGCACUUCAGGCUAGGUCUGAUGGUGUGUAUCUUGUUAUUGCUCGUGUGUCGCAAUGUGACCUCUUCGACACCGAGGCCAGCGAUAGUGAUAUUAGCCAAGCCCAACGAGGCAUAGGUGGACCUCGCAAACUGUCGGACAAUGACGUACAUGCCUUCGGUGAAGAUGGCAGAUGGUCAGACAGUGACCCGGAUGCCUUUGUUGGAAAUCACGGACGGCCCAACAGCGACAAUGGAGCCUUCGCUGAGGACAGCGGACUGUCAGACAGGGACCUUGAUGCUCACUUGGAGUCAUCUGACGAUAGCGAGGAAAGGUAUUGCAACACUGACUCUCCAGCACCUGGUCCACCUCAUGGCAAUAAUGAAGUCGAAUUCGAGGAGCAUUAUGAGUUUUUGAAGGACCAGGCUGAAGUCGGCCAACUUGCGCUUGACAGAGCAGCCGCAGAGGUUCAGGAUGCAGUGAAAACACAUGAAAACAUGGAUCGAGCAUUGCGAGAGAUGCAAAGGGAGCGAGUAGAGUGUGCGAAACAUGUCUAUGCCAUUCAGGACAACCUGGAGGAGGUACUACUGAAGAUGGGGCAUUAUCAAACCCGGCUCAUCGCAGAGCAUGAUGACCAGAAGAGGCAAAAGCUGCGGGACAAAAUCGAGUUGGCCAUCCACCUGCAAUACAAGAUUCAAAUGAAGCUGAAAGAUGCAAAGCAAUCACUGGAAAUCAAGGUCAAUCAAAUCACCGGAGUGCAUUGUCAGCAUGCCAAGGCUGCUGGUGCUGUGGUGGCCGUGUGCAGGACCUUUGAAGCUGCCAAGGAGAAAGUGACCAUGUUGAUCAAGGAGCUGGCAGAAGUGGAACUCCUACGAGAGAUGAGGAAGGCACUGCAGCUGCCUGAGGAGACACUGUUCACUUCAGGUGACUGGGAGUCAUCUGAUUCAGACUCGGACGUGGAUGCAUUGCAAUUAAAUGACAUACAAGAGGACACCAUGGACAAUCAGCAACUGAGCAAAGAUAGUGGGGACAACGAAGAUGAACACGAGUUGCAUCAGCCAAUAGCAAAAACAUGGAAGCAAUCAUAUCCAGUCAGUUCUGAUGAAGACAAAUCUUGGUCGCCCUCCACGUCACCUGAGCCACAAUCUGCUAUGGUGAAACGUGCAUGA
This is a messenger RNA of Sparassis crispa, 1521 nucleotides long. RefSeq lists its product as hypothetical. The transcript is spliced from 5 exons. Lineage: Eukaryota; Fungi; Basidiomycota; Agaricomycetes; Polyporales; Sparassidaceae. The record is from RefSeq and is a predicted model, not a curated record. The coding region runs from base 1 to 1521 and encodes 506 amino acids.